AUGGAGGCUACCGCCAUAGAUGCUUCCUUACCUGCUGAAGUUGGUCAACAAUUUAAAAGAGCCCAGAAAAAGAUUGCAGAUCUUCUGGAGGACAUUGGUCGACUCUCAGACGAGCUGCAGAGAAAGGACUCACUCCUGGCCACUUUCAAAUCUCGGCUCCCGGCGUUGUCCAGCUGGUUGGAGGGAACACAGACUGGCAAGCUGCCACACCAUAGCACUGCAGCUGCACUGAGUGACACUGUCGUCUGGGAGCCUUCCUCCUCCACCUGUCAGCGGCCCCCCAGCUCUACUCCCAACAAAGGGACCCCCUGGUCUGAGGUAGUGGUCCGCAGCUGGAAGAAGGCUUCUGCCAGGGCUCCGUGCGGGGUUUCCUCCUCCAUUGACGCCCCCUCUCAAACAAAUAUUCUGCUCUGUCCAUGACUUUGGAGCCACUGGGCCAGGGCCCUGCUGAUCACGAGGCCUCCCUGAGGGAUGCUGCGCCCCCGCUUACAGACACCACAGCCUUCCCUCCACUCAUGGCUGCACCGUGCCAUCCAGCGCCGUGCCGUCCAGCGCCAUGCCACUCGCCUCCAUCCCCCCGUCCCUCAGCUCAGCGGAGGCAGCUCCUCAAGGAUGCGGUGCAGUGGCACACUGGACGUCCUCAUCCCCAGGCACCUGAUGGGGAGGACGGGUCCACUGAGCCAGCCGCCCCCCUCAGGCAACAGGCAAUGACACUAGUCAUUGGGGACUCCACCAUCCGGAACGUCCGUCUGAGGGGAGCGUUCACCCUGUCCUUUCCCAGCACCACUGUUGCAGACAUCACUGAGAAAAUCCCAAGUGCCCUGAAUUCACAUCCACAGGUAAACAGGGUCCUCAUACAUGUGGACACUAAUGACACCUCCAGACAAGCUUUUAAAGCGUGA
Messenger RNA from Xyrichtys novacula (pearly razorfish), 902 nucleotides. NCBI's taxonomy places the organism in Eukaryota, Metazoa, Chordata, Actinopteri, Labriformes, Labridae. The record is from the annotation of a GenBank genome assembly.